AGCACACACGCACACACUCACAUACACACACCUUUCUUUUCCCUUAGAAUCCACCACCCUGGGCUGAGAGGCCAGGAGAGAGGGUUGCAAGUUGUGUAGGAACCGCUGGGACUUUUGAUUUUUGAAGAGAACGGAGCUAAUAGCGACCCUUCGACAUGGCUAAAUACUUCUCUAUCCUUAAAAGCUGGGUCCUGUUGGAGACGCUGUGCUUGGCCGUAGCUCAAGUGACAGGUCCACCUGGACCUCAAGGCCCUGCUGGGCCCCCUGGCCCCGCUGGAAUUCCCGGUGCAGAUGGCGUUGAUGGUGAAAAGGGUCCUCCUGGCCCACCUGGCCCAGCAGGUCAAAAAGGAGAGCCUGGUGAGCCUGGCCCUAAUGGACUUCCAGGGGAGGAUGGUAUUGAUGGUUUGAUUGGGGCUAAGGGUGAAAGGGGCCCUCGUGGUAAUCCUGGACCAAAGGGUAAGCCAGGACCUACUGGGCCUCCAGGACAACCUGGACCAGGACUGCCUGGACUUCCAGGAGCACCAGGUGCUAUUGGGCUUCCUGGACAAAUUGGGCCUACUGGGCCAAAGGGCGUUAUGGGAAGUGCUGGACCUCCAGGAUUACCGGGACCGCCAGGCAAGCCUGGUCAACCAGGAAAGUUUUUGGGUGCAGAGGAAGGCAGUGCUGACUUCCAGUGUCCAACCAACUGUCCACCUGGGCCAAAGGGUCCUCAAGGACUACAGGGAGUGAAGGGACAUAAGGGACGUGCUGGUGUAUUGGGAGAUACAGGAAGCAUUGGAAAACUGGGUUCAAAGGGUGAUGUCGGAAUCUCUGGGGAACAAGGAAUACCAGGCCCUCCAGGACCACAGGGUUUGAGAGGGUAUCCGGGAAUGGUGGGGCCCAAAGGCGAGACAGGACCCCGUGGUUAUAAAGGCAUUGCUGGACCAAUUGGUAUCCCCGGACGCCCUGGAGAAGAAGGACCCCAAGGACCACCUGGAGAGCCUGGUGAUAAAGGUGACAUGGGAGAACGUGGUAUAAGAGGGCCUCAGGGAGUGGUUGGAAAGAAGGGAGAGAAUGGUCUUCCAGGAAUUGAUGGAAAAGAUGGCACACCUGGCAUCCCAGGAAUUAAGGGUGCUCCAGGACAGAAUGGAAGACCAGGUGCUCCUGGUCACCAGGGAGAUCCAGGUUUGCCUGGAAUCCCAGGAGCCAAGGGUGAAUUGGGAGUUAAGGGUGAGCCAGGGCCCAGAGGCUUGAUGGGAAUGCAAGGUGCUCCAGGACCUCAGGGAGAGCCAGGUCCUCCAGGUGAAGCUGGCAUGGAGGGAGUUCCUGGGCCAAAGGGUGACAGGGGAGAGAGAGGACCAGUUGGGCUUCCUGGUAUUGUUGGCUUGCCUGGAAGUAAGGGAGAAAGAGGGCCUAUGGGUGUGCCAGGGGCUCAGGGUCUAACAGGAACAAAGGGUGACAGGGGAUUUCAAGGCAAAGUGGGAGCAAAGGGAGACGUUGGUGAUCCUGGUGUAGAGGGAUUGGCUGGAGAGAAAGGAGAGAAGGGACAGUCUGGUGAGCCUGGCCCUAAGGGACAGCAAGGUGUGACUGGUGAUCAAGGGAGCAAUGGCCCUACUGGAGAUCCUGGUAAACCAGGAGACCAGGGACCCGCAGGCCUACCUGGUCCACGUGGCCUUACUGGAGAAAGAGGUGUUCCAGGAAUGCCUGGAAUACAGGGACCGGCUGGCCGUGAUACUUCAGAUCAGCACAUCGUUGAUGUGGUCCUGAAGAUGCUUCAAGAGAAGUUAGCUGCUGUUGCGGUUAGUGCUAAGAGAGCGGUGCUGGGUGGAGCAGGUGUCAUGGGACCUCCAGGUCCUCCAGGACCACCAGGGGCUCCAGGACCUCAGGGUCCUCAUGGACUAACCGGCGCCCGUGGCAUUCCUGGCAUGAUCGGGGGCCCAGGCCAGAUAGGCAACACUGGCCUUAAAGGGAAGAGGGGUGCAAAGGGAGAGAGAGGAGAUCCUGGUCGACCACACCCAGGCCCACCAGGACCACCUGGACUGCAAGGUCCUCCAGGUCUUGACGGUGUUGCCCGCGACGGUAGGCCAGGCGAGAGAGGACCACAGGGUGCAGCGGGUGAGGCUGGACGCCCUGGCAAAGCAGGUCCUCCUGGUCUACCUGGGUAUUGUGAAGCAGCUGCAUGUUUGGCAGCCUCUGCCUACACUUCUCCUAGACUACAAGAGGCCGGCACAGUGAAGGGCCCAUCCAAUUAAAUCAAGCCCUUUACUGGGGCAUAAGAACAUCUGGAGAAAAAAGGAAGGGAGGAUUUAUAGUGGAAGGCAUGGAAAGAUGGGCACACAGGCCUUCUCUUCAUUGCACACCAUUGUGAGGGGGGGAGCAAACAGUUGUUGCCUGGCAUUGUAAUUUUUGUAUGUAUUAGGACUGUAUGUGUAACAUUUGAUGUCAUCUAUGGGAGGCAAGUUUUAUGUUGGCAAUGUUAGUUGUUGCUGGUCUGUCCCAUCCCACUACAGAGAGACGUGAGAAUGUUGUCAAUAAAAUUACAGAUGACAUCAUCAACGUGCCCUGGAUUAGAAAAACUGUGAGAUUGACUUUCAAACAAAGGUGCUGAUUUUUGUUUUGUUUUGUUUUUAUAUUAUUAUUAUUAUUUUUUUAUUUCAUCUGAUCCAAAUUACAAUAUGAUGAAGGAUAUCGAUGCGGCAAGAAAUGAUCUUAUUAUUGAAACAAUAAAAAACAAUUUAAAGCUAGUCUACACCCUUCAUUAACAGAUUAAAAUACCUUGUGCUUAAGUAAACAGCUUUCCCAGCUUGACUUGAUAGCUCAUGUGUACAUUAUGUCCCAGUUUGUACUGCAUCUGUCUCAGCCAUUAAACAAUGCCUUUGAUAUUUUUUUUCUAGGUGAGACAGAGGUAUGCUCUCAUUGACAUAUACUCUGGAUUCCAUGCUGUAAAUCUUUGUAAAUGUGUAUUAAUUUUGUAUGGACAGGGUGGGUUUAGAAUAUAAAACAGAGAUGCAAAGUUAAUGAAUUUAAUCAGCAUUCAGGACCAAUCACCAUACAGGUUUAAUGCUCAGACUUUUUGGUGAAUGGCUGAACCUGUAUGUCACUUUACCAAGUUGCUGUGUGUUAUGUACUUUGCCAAAACAAUAGAGGAGAACUGAUUAUCUUCAUUAACAAUUACUAUUUAUUGUUCUUUAUUUGGUUCGUCUGUAAACACUCAAGUUUUUGCCUGGUUGUUCAGAUUUACCCGACUCAAUAAAG
Messenger RNA from Myxocyprinus asiaticus (Chinese sucker), 3234 nucleotides. RefSeq names its product collagen alpha-2(IX) chain-like. The record is from RefSeq and is a predicted model, not a curated record. Bases 156 to 2231 code for a protein of 691 amino acids. Lineage: Eukaryota; Metazoa; Chordata; Actinopteri; Cypriniformes; Catostomidae. The transcript is spliced from 32 exons.